UAGGACCAUGAUGGUGGCCAGCAUGACUGGGUAGUAUGUCAUGCCAAUGAGAUAGUGAAGAAUACUCAUGGUGCUUGCGCUGGGCCGAGCCAGCCAGCCAUCCUCGUAAAGGCGACGGCCGAGCUGCAGCCCAAGGGCAAGGAAGGACCAGGAAAGAGGCGCCGCAUGCAGUACAAGGAUUGCAACCCAGCACACUAGGCCUAGAGCGUAGAAGUGCCAAAACCAGUGUUUGGGAACGGCGAGCGUGCCAGGCCGAGGCCGCGUUUUGCCCCAAGUGGAGAUGUUCCGCAGCGCAUCAUUGGCCACGGGCGGUAUGAUCUGUGACAGCAGCCGCCCGAGAUACACGGCCCCCAUGCUCAAACUCAACCCCACCCAAUACAACGCCACGAUCUGCUCCAAGCUCACCCGCCCCGGAUCAACCACCAGCUGCCCCGCCGUCUCCGGCAGCAGCACCAGCCAUCGCACCAGCUCCGCCGCCAUGGUUUCGUCUGACAAAGGUCUUGUGGACCAACGCGCGCAGGGCUUGCAAUUUGUGGUAGAAUCGAGCCGGUUUGAUGAAAAGUCGCUGGACAAGGCCAGCUACCCUACCGUUCAAGCCUUUGUGGAAGACAACGCCAUGCACAAGGCUCGGGAAGUGGCCUCUCGGCUGGGCCGGCAGGCCGAUAUCAUCAUCGCGGCUGACACGGUGAUCCACCUCCCCUCGGGUCAAAUCAUGGAAAAGCCCGUGGAUGCGGCGGAUGCAACCGCCAUGAUGCGCUCGCACUCUGGAGCAAGCCAUCAAGUCACAUCGGGAGUGGCGUUGGGCGUGCGCGGCCCUGAUGAUCACUACGAGUUUUCCACCUUUCACGAGACAGCCACCGUGACAUUUGCCAAGCUCUCCGAGGAUGAGAUUGCCGCCUACGUGGCCACUGGUGACGGAAUGGAUAAGGCUGGAGGGUAUGGCAUUCAGUCAACCGCCGCCGUGUUGAUUGAGAGCAUCCAGGGCGACUACUACACAAUCGUGGGACUUCCUGUGCAUCAAUUAUCUCAUCGCUUGGCGAACGUGGUCUCAACACGGAGUGACGUGUGAAAGGAACAAUAGAACAUCAUCAUCAUCAUCAAGGACAUCAAAACGGGGGCGUGGAACAAACAACCGCGCACAAAAACUCAAGGAUUGGCGACUCAGGGUGGAGUAAAAGAAAUCAACAUGACACAACAGAACACUUUGGAGUGGCAUGUCGGUCGAAUGGCGGAGCAACAUUGAGCCCUCUGCCUUGAUGUAGCAAGGGCGCACCCACCCUCACAUGAAAAAGAUGAGGCAACGCGCCUGUUAAAAAUAAAGGGAGAAAGAAAUAAGAAACUAAAAACAAUAGGCAACGCUCUGGCUCAUGAGCAGCACAAAGCCGGCGUGCAAAACCAAGUAGCAAUAUUAAAGGAAAGGAAAGGAAAGGAAAAGAAAGGAAAGGCGAAAGAAGCAUCGAGAGCAUCACACAACUAUGUAAAUGGAGGGGAGGGUGUGGCAUCUCAGAACUAUGGCACAAAACGGCUCAACGAACAGCAAAUGACGACAAACACAUGUCCAGAGAUCACGU
Molecule: messenger RNA, 1571 nt
Organism: Monosiga brevicollis MX1
Lineage: Eukaryota; Choanoflagellata; Craspedida; Salpingoecidae
Exons: 4
Coding region: 281-1069 (262 amino acids)
Molecular function (GO): nucleoside triphosphate diphosphatase activity
Source: RefSeq, a predicted model, not a curated record